AUGGAGGUAUAUGUGGUUGUGCGUCGUAAGAAGACAACCAUUCACCUAAAUGCCAAAGAAACGAGUCCUGUUCUGGAGGUGAAAAAAAUGAUUGAAGGAAUACUUAAGGUGAAGCCUGAGGACCAGAUGCUUUUAAAGCAGCAAACCGAAAUGGAAGAUGAAAAAUCCCUUGGCUACUACAAUCUGAACAGUCAGACUGCAAGAGCUCACACACCAGCCACCUUAGGAUUGUGCUUGCGUGACCCAGUAACUGAAAAGUUCGAAGUAUUAGACAUUACACCGUAUUCAAAUCCUCCCGAAUUACCAGAAGUUAUGCGAUCUCAGGAAAAUUUACCACCACAGAGUGCUCCAGAACUUGUAGGUCAAGCAAAACCGUAA
This is a messenger RNA of Heterobilharzia americana, 378 nucleotides long. The record is from the annotation of a GenBank genome assembly. NCBI's taxonomy places the organism in Eukaryota, Metazoa, Platyhelminthes, Trematoda, Strigeidida, Schistosomatidae.